Messenger RNA from Anastrepha ludens (Mexican fruit fly), 897 nucleotides. RefSeq lists its product as uncharacterized. Lineage: Eukaryota; Metazoa; Arthropoda; Insecta; Diptera; Tephritidae. Gene Ontology annotation, molecular function: phosphatidylinositol bisphosphate binding. Gene Ontology annotation, cellular component: membrane. The record is from RefSeq and is a predicted model, not a curated record.
AUGAGCACAAUAAGUUUGCACACCCUCAACCCCACACUUCGAGAAUUGGCGCGUACGAAUUGUAAUGAGAACCCGAUUACUGUUGUUGAUCAAAUCCGCAUCAUUAAAGAGUGGUUAGAAAAGUCGCCAUAUUUGAAAACAUCCACCGACCCCCAAUUGAUUUUAGCAUUCUUACGUCGUUGUCGCUUCAGUCUGGAGGAAAUAAAAAGACGAAUUGAUGAUUAUUAUGCGCUGAAGAAUGCCUUUCCAGAAGUAUUAUGUGAACGUGGACGCAUACACAUAGUGCACAACAAGCCUGUUACACCGGAUGGACCCGACCUUAUGAUGUCGCUGUACUGCAAAAUCGAUUCAAAGAAAUCAAACCCCCGUUUAGCUUUUAAACUAUUAAUUAUGCUAUUCGAGGUAUUGGCUAUAGAGAGUGACAAUGCUAGCAUAGUGGGUUUGACGUAUGUAAUUGAUUGUCUAGACGUUGGUAUCGAUCUAAUGAUGCAGUUUGACCCGUUCCUUUUGAAAAAAGCCCACACUUUGGUAGACUUGAAACUAAAAGAAGUUCAUAAAUUAAAUAUGAGGCGCGAAGGAUUUCCGAUAUUUAAUUUCGUAACUUCCUUUAUGCCCAGAACACUAGCGUUCAAGUUCACGGCACACAAGAAAGUGGAAGAUUUGUUGGAAUAGUAUAUCCGACGCGACGCUGUAACAAUUGAGUAUGGUAGCGUCAAUGGUCACAUUUCGGAGGCCGUCGAAUCCUUUGCGCAGAAAUUGCUGGCCUAUAAAAAACACUUCCCAGAAGAUGUUCAUUUUGGCACAAAUGAAGAUUUACGAGAUGGACGUAAAAAGGAAUGGAAACUUGGGAAGUUAAGCGGUGUUAGCGGAUCUUUUCGAAAACUGGAACUGGAUUAG